Macroventuria anomochaeta is the source of this 1123-nucleotide messenger RNA. RefSeq names its product S-adenosyl-L-methionine-dependent methyltransferase. Bases 33 to 1085 code for a protein of 350 amino acids. NCBI's taxonomy places the organism in Eukaryota, Fungi, Ascomycota, Dothideomycetes, Pleosporales, Didymellaceae. The record is from RefSeq and is a predicted model, not a curated record. Gene Ontology annotation, molecular function: methyltransferase activity. The transcript has 3 exons.
UUCACAUCCUUUCAAGCAACAAAGUCUUCAACAUGAGUACCAUCACUAUCACAGACACGGUGCUUCCUGCGCCUUCUUCUUCCUCCAAGAUCGGUAAGGUUCCGGUCGUCAAGGUAGACAAAUUUGAGUUAUCAGAAGAGGAAGAUGAGAGGACUUUCCACAACACUGAUGCUGCAUACGUCCUGCCGAACGACAACAUCGAACACCAAAGACUAGAACUUCAGCACAGGCUUCUACGGCAAAUAAUGGGCAAUAAAGUCUUCCACGCCCCUCUUAGCAAAGACGCCGUACAUAAGACUCUUGACAUCGGGUGCGGCACGGGCGCAGUCACCCAUGAGAUGGCCUCCACAUUCCCCGACGCACAUGUUUUCGGCGUCGACCUAUCUCCUGUCCCACAAGUCAGGCAAAAGCUACCGAACAUUGACUACGUUCAGAGAAACAUCAUGGACAUUGCUGAUGAAAGUUUCGAGAAUGAUUUCUUCGAUCUCGUCUUCUCACGCUUGCUCGUGCUGGGCAUGUCGAACUGGAAAGCCUAUGUCGAGCGCUGUGUCUCGCUUACAAGACCUGGUGGUUGGGUCGAGAUGCACGACUUCUCCAACGCAGUCCAUCAUGUACCCGCGCAUGUCUCUUCCCUCGAACACCUCCGCCCCCAUUCUAUCACCAUCCCUGAGAUUGCAAACUCCUCCCACCCCACAGACGCAUACCAACACCCCUCGGCAUGGCUUUGGGACACGAUCUUCGGCAAGCUUCUCGCACUGAAAGACGUGGAUAUAUACUGUGGAUCCAAGAUCCCUUCACUUUUUGCUGAGGCUGGUCUCACUGACAUCAGGAUAAGGCGAUACAUGGUGCCCUACAGUAGGUGGGAGGGGUUGACCAGAGAAGAGAAGGAGAUGGCGAAUUAUUUGGAGACAUUCAUGAGGGAUCUUAUUCCGGUUGCUAUCAGGAAGGCAGGAGAGAAUGCUGGGCCAGAAUACGCGAAGGAUGUCGAGGAGGCACUCAAGGAUGCGAAGAGAUAUUACGAAGCGUUCGAGGGCGGGAGGAACUUCCUGUGGAUGUACGUUGUUUGUGGGCGGAAACCGGAGUGAUUGGCACAGCAUUCUUCAAUGUGAAAGUACAAGUCUUA